Messenger RNA from Hippopotamus amphibius kiboko, 11118 nucleotides. It is a transcript of the gene CDC42BPA, whose product is annotated as CDC42 binding protein kinase alpha. Gene Ontology annotation, cellular component: cytoskeleton; cytoplasm; actomyosin. Gene Ontology annotation, biological process: peptidyl-threonine phosphorylation; actomyosin structure organization. Lineage: Eukaryota; Metazoa; Chordata; Mammalia; Artiodactyla; Hippopotamidae. Gene Ontology annotation, molecular function: ATP binding; protein serine/threonine kinase activity. The record is from RefSeq and is a predicted model, not a curated record. The transcript is spliced from 40 exons. The coding region runs from base 1282 to 6819 and encodes 1845 amino acids.
UCCGGACUCGUCGGCUAGCCUCCGCCUGCGUGCGGCGGGGCCUGGAGCAGCCUCGCGGAGCCCAGGGCGCGAGCGCGAGAGGACGGGGAAGGCGGGGGAGGGGUGGAGGGAAAGGAAGGGAGUGGCUGGGAGUCGGGCUGCGGCAGCCUCUGGUCUCCUCACCAGCGGCACCAACCCCUCCUCCUGCGCCUCGGCCGCUUCCCUCCUCGCCGGGGAAAGAUGCCCUUAACCCAGGGGUGUGAAGAAGGGGGAGAGCUAGCUGCCGGAGCCGCCCGCGCCCUCGCCACCGCAGUUGCUGCCGUCCGUGUCCUUUGAAUUCAGAAAAGCACCCCUCGCCAGGGCGUCGGGAGCGUCGGCGGGCGGGCGGGCGGCCGCGGUGCGGGUGUGGGGGAGACCGGGCUCUCCGCCCGGCGCGGCCCAGGCCGGCGGCCCAGCGACCACCGACAUGGAGCGGGCUCGGGCGGCCGAGUAGCCGCCGCUCCCGGAGCCGGGGGCGAGUGCCGCCCGCAGCCAGUCAGGCCCCUGGGAGAAGCGGGGAGAAAAAUGAAGAGUGUUCAUCGGAAUCCGUUGGAAAUAGGACUAGCUGCAGAGCCUUAAAAAGAAGGACGUCGGGAGGAGAAAGGAAAAGCCUCCUUCUCAUUCGGGGAAGACUUGGUGUGCUUCGAGCCGAGGGGCUGCUUCAGGGACCUCGCCCCCUCCCUUUCCCGCUGGAGAAAUUGUCGCUGAUGCGUUAUCCAAGUGGUGGUUGGGAGGAUUUGCGGCAGAAUUUUUGGUUUUCCCUCCCCCUUAUAUACAUUCUGUUUUUUUCCUCCCUUUUCGAUUUUCCUUCUGCCUGGGAAGUGAAUUGCUGAUGCAGAUCGGACCUAAUUCAUUAAUGAUGCAACCGGAUUCAUUUCAGGAUUAUGUUGCACGAGUUGAAUUUUGAAUGAAGGAGAAGAGUUUUUUUUUAAGAAGUGUUGACUCUUUGGUUCUCUGUACUUUUUAAUUAUUUUAUUUAAAUAUACGAUUUAAUUGUAUUAUUCUUUUAAAAAUGUAUUAAAUAUAUAUUUUAAUGGUAACUUUCCCUCAAAAUAUAUGUAUAUGUGCGAAAUUGAAGACGCUUCAGUUAAGUGAGGUUACUGGUGUGUUGGAUGUUGAAUUCAGCACCGGCAUUGCGUGACAGUUGUUUGAAUAACAAGUGGUUUACUUUUAAAACCACACCUUUUAACAUUUAGGUUCAAAUAACCAUAGUCAAAAUCGUUUUAGUAAUUGAAAGAAAACCCAGCAAAAAUUGAAGCAAACAUGUCUGGAGAAGUGCGUUUGAGACAGUUGGAGCAGUUUAUUUUGGAUGGGCCCGCUCAGACCAAUGGGCAGUGCUUCAGUGUGGAAACGUUACUGGAUAUCCUCAUCUGCCUUUAUGAUGAAUGCAAUAAUUCUCCAUUGAGAAGAGAGAAGAACAUUCUUGAAUACCUAGAAUGGGCUAAACCAUUUACUUCUAAAGUGAAACAGAUGCGAUUACAUAGAGAAGACUUUGAAAUAUUAAAGGUGAUUGGUCGAGGGGCUUUUGGAGAGGUUGCUGUAGUGAAACUAAAAAAUGCAGAUAAAGUAUUUGCCAUGAAAAUAUUGAAUAAAUGGGAAAUGUUGAAAAGAGCUGAGACAGCAUGUUUUCGUGAAGAAAGGGAUGUGUUAGUGAAUGGAGACAAUAAAUGGAUUACAACUUUGCAUUAUGCUUUCCAGGAUGACAAUAACUUAUACCUGGUUAUGGAUUAUUAUGUUGGUGGGGAUUUGCUUACUCUACUCAGCAAAUUUGAAGAUAGAUUACCUGAAGAUAUGGCUCGAUUUUACUUGGCUGAGAUGGUGAUAGCAAUUGAUUCAGUUCAUCAACUGCAUUAUGUUCACAGGGACAUCAAACCUGACAAUAUAUUGAUGGAUAUGAAUGGACAUAUUCGGUUAGCAGAUUUUGGUUCGUGUCUGAAGCUGAUGGAAGAUGGAACGGUCCAGUCUUCAGUGGCUGUUGGAACUCCAGAUUAUAUCUCUCCUGAAAUCCUUCAAGCCAUGGAAGAUGGAAAAGGCAGAUAUGGACCUGAAUGUGACUGGUGGUCUUUGGGGGUCUGUAUGUAUGAAAUGCUUUAUGGAGAAACACCAUUUUAUGCAGAAUCUCUGGUGGAAACAUAUGGAAAAAUCAUGAAUCACAAAGAGAGGUUUCAGUUUCCAGCUCAAGUGACUGAUGUGUCUGAAAAUGCUAAGGAUCUUAUUCGAAGGCUCAUUUGUAGCAGAGAACAUCGGCUUGGUCAAAAUGGAAUAGAAGACUUUAAGAAACACCCAUUUUUCAGUGGAAUUGAUUGGGAUAAUAUUCGAAACUGUGAAGCACCUUAUAUUCCAGAAGUUAGUAGCCCAACAGAUACAUCGAAUUUUGAUGUGGAUGAUGAUUGUUUAAAGAAUUCUGAAACGAUGCCCCCACCAACACAUACUGCAUUUUCUGGCCACCAUCUGCCAUUUGUUGGUUUUACAUAUACUAGUAGCUGUGUUCUUUCUGAUCGGAGCUGUUUAAGAGUUACAGCUGGUCCCACUCCACUGGAUCUAGAUGUUAAUGUUCAGAGGACUCUAGAUAACAACUUAGCAACUGAAGCUUAUGAAAGAAGAAUUAAGCGCCUUGAACAGGAGAAACUUGAACUUAGUAGAAAGCUUCAAGAGUCAACACAGACUGUCCAGGCUCUGCAGUAUUCAACUGCUGAUGGUCCACUAACAGCAAGCAAAGAUUUAGAAAUAAAAAACUUAAAAGAAGAAAUCGAAAAACUAAGGAAACAAGUAAGAGAAUCAAGUCACUUGGAACAGCAACUUGAAGAAGCUAAUUCUGUGAGGCGAGAACUAGAUGAUGCUUUUAGACAAAUCAAGGCUUAUGAAAAACAAAUCAAAACAUUACAACAAGAAAGGGAAGAAUUAAAUAAGGAACUAGUCCAGGCUAGUGAGCGAUUAAAAAACCAAUCCAAAGAGCUGAAAGACGCACACUGUCAGAGGAAACUGGCCAUGCAGGAAUUCAUGGAGAUCAAUGAGCGGCUAACAGAAUUGCACACCCAAAAACAGAAACUUGCUCGCCAUGUCCGAGAUAAGGAAGAAGAGGUGGACCUGGUGAUGCAAAAAGUUGAAAGCUUAAGGCAAGAACUGCGCAGAACAGAAAGAGCCAAAAAAGAGCUGGAAGUUCGUACAGAAGCUGUAGCUGCUGAAGCAUCUAAAGACAGGAAAUUGCGUGAACAGAGCGAGCACUAUUCUAAGCAACUGGAAAAUGAAUUAGAGGGACUGAAGCAAAAACAAAUUAGUUACUCACCAGGAGUGUGCAGCAUAGAGCAUCAGCAAGAAAUAACCAAACUAAAGACUGAUUUAGAAAAGAAAAGUAUCUUUUAUGAAGAAGAAUUGUCUAAGAGAGAAGGAAUACAUGCAAAUGAAAUUAAAAAUCUGAAGAAAGAACUGCAUGAUUCAGAAGGCCAGCAACUUGCUCUCAACAAAGAAAUUAUGAUUUUGAAAGACAAAUUGGAAAAAAACAGGAGAGAGAGUCAAAGUGAAAGGGAAGAAUUUGAAAAUGAGUUCAAACAACAGUAUGAACGAGAAAAGGUGUUAUUAACUGAAGAAAAUAAAAAACUGACAAGUGAGCUUGAUAAGCUUACCACUUUGUAUGAGAACUUAAGUACACGCAGCCAGCAGUUAGAAGAAGAGGUAAAAGAUCUAGCAGACAAGAAGGAAUCAGUUGCACAUUGGGAAGCUCAAAUCACAGAAAUAAUUCAGUGGGUCAGUGAUGAAAAGGAUGCACGAGGAUAUCUUCAGGCCUUAGCUUCUAAAAUGACUGAGGAAUUGGAAGCAUUAAGAAACUCCAGUUUGGGUACCCGAGCAACAGAUAUGCCCUGGAAAAUGCGUCGCUUUGCAAAACUGGAUAUGUCAGCUCGACUGGAGUUGCAGUCAGCUCUGGAUGCAGAAAUAAGAGCGAAACAGGCCAUCCAAGAAGAACUGAAUAAAGUUAAAGCGUCUAACAUCAUAACAGAAUGUAAACUAAAAGAUUCAGAGAAGAAGAACUUGGAACUACUAUCAGAAAUCGAACAACUGAUAAAGGACACUGAAGAGCUUAGAUCUGAAAAGGGUAUAGAGCACCAAGACUCACAGCAUUCUUUCUUGGCAUUUUUGAAUACGCCUACCGAUGCUCUGGAUCAAUUUGAAGAUUCCUUUUCUUCUUCCUCAUCUUCACUGAUUGAUUUUUUGGAUGACCGCUCUCCAUCCUGUACUCCAGCUAGCAAAGGCAGACGUACUGAUCCCGUUGAGAACACAUAUGUACGGAAUCCGAACGUCAAGUUUUACAUCCAGUCAAGGUCCACAUCUCCUUCCACAUCUAGUGAAGCUGAGCCAGUUAAGACUGUAGACAGUACUCCACUUCCAGUUCACACACCAACCUUAAGGAAAAAAGGAUGCCCUGGUUCAACUGGCUUUCCACCUAAGCGCAAGACUCAUCAGUUUUUUGUCAAAUCUUUUACUACUCCUACUAAAUGUCAUCAGUGUACGUCUUUGAUGGUGGGUUUGAUUAGACAAGGCUGUUCCUGUGAAGUGUGUGGAUUUUCAUGUCACAUAACUUGUGUAAACAAAGCUCCAACUGCUUGCCCAGUUCCUCCUGAACAGACGAAAGGUCCUCUGGGUAUAGAUCCUCAGAAAGGAAUAGGAACAGCAUAUGAAGGGCAUGUCAGGAUCCCUAAGCCAGCUGGAGUAAAGAAAGGAUGGCAGAGAGCACUGGCUGUAGUUUGUGAUUUCAAACUCUUUCUGUACGAUGUUGCUGAAGGAAAGGCAUCUCAGCCCAGUGUUGUAGUCAGUCAAGUGAUUGACAUGAGGGAUGAAGAAUUUUCUGUGAGUUCAGUCUUGGCUUCUGAUGUUAUUCAUGCAAGUCGAAAAGAUAUACCCUGUAUAUUUAGAGUCACAGCUUCCCAGCUCUCAGCGUCAAAUAACAAAUGUUCAAUCCUGAUGCUAGCAGAUAGUGAGAAUGAGAAGAGUAAGUGGGUUGGAGUGCUGAGUGAGUUGCACAAGAUCUUGAAGAAAAACAAAUUCAGAGACCGCUCAGUCUAUGUUCCCAAAGAGGCUUAUGACAGCACUCUACCCCUCAUUAAAACAACCCAGGCAGCUGCAAUCAUAGAUCAUGAAAGAAUAGCUUUGGGGAAUGAAGAAGGGUUAUUUGUUGUGCAUGUCACCAAAGAUGAAAUUAUUAGAGUUGGUGACAAUAAGAAGAUUCAUCAGAUUGAACUCAUUCCAAAUGAUCAGCUUCUUGCUGUGAUCUCAGGACGAAAUCGUCAUGUACGACUUUUUCCUAUGUCAGCUUUGGACGGGCGAGAGACUGAUUUUUAUAAGUUGGCAGAAACUAAAGGGUGUCAAACCAUAACUUCUGGAAAAGUGCGUCAUGGAGCUCUUACAUGCCUGUGUGUGGCUAUGAAAAGGCAGGUCCUCUGUUAUGAACUAUUUCAGAGCAAGACCCGUCACAGAAAAUUUAAGGAAAUUCAAGUCCCAUAUAAUGUCCAGUGGAUGGCAAUCUUCAGUGAACAACUCUGUGUGGGAUUCCAGUCUGGAUUUCUAAGAUACCCCCUGAAUGGAGAAGGAAGUCCAUACAGUAUGCUCCAUUCAAAUGACCAUACACUCUCAUUUAUUGCACAUCAACCAAUGGAUGCCAUCUGCGCAGUUGAAAUCUCCAGUAAAGAAUAUCUGCUGUGUUUUAACAGCAUUGGGAUAUACACUGAUUGUCAGGGCCGAAGAUCUAGACAACAGGAAUUGAUGUGGCCAGCAAAUCCUUCCUCUUGUUGUUACAAUGCACCGUAUCUCUCAGUGUAUAGUGAAAAUGCAGUUGAUAUCUUUGAUGUGAACUCCAUGGAAUGGAUUCAGACUCUCCCACUCAAAAAGGUUCGACCCUUAAACACUGAAGGAUCAUUAAAUCUUUUAGGGUUGGAGACGAUUAGAUUAAUAUAUUUCAAGAAUAAGAUGGCAGAAGGGGAUGAACUGGUAGUUCCUGAAACAUCAGAUAAUAGUCGGAAACAAAUGGUUAGAAAUAUUAACAAUAAGAGGCGUUAUUCCUUCAGAGUUCCAGAAGAGGAAAGGAUGCAACAAAGGAGGGAGAUGCUACGAGAUCCAGAAAUGAGAAAUAAAUUAAUUUCUAACCCAACUAAUUUUAACCACAUAGCACACAUGGGUCCAGGAGAUGGAAUACAGAUUCUAAAAGACCUGCCCAUGCCCGGUUUCCCUUAUCCAUCCCCUCAUCAUCACUCCGGUCUGAUCUCCUCUCCGAUCAACUUUGAGCACAUCUAUCACAUGACUGUUAAUUCUGCUGAAAAAUUUCUCUCUCCUGAUUCCAUAAACCCUGAAUAUUCCCCGUCUCUGCGCUCUGUCCCCGGUACACCAAGCUUUAUGACUCUGAGGAACCUGCGGCCUCAGGAAAGUCGGACAGCAUUCAGUGGCUCGGUCAGUAUUCCAUCAAUCACCAAGUCCCGCCCUGAACCUGGGCGCUCCAUGAGCGCCAGCAGUGGCCUGUCGGCAAGGUCAUCCGCACAGAAUGGCAGUGCAUUAAAGAGAGAAUUCUCUGGAGGAAGCUACAGUGUAAAGCGGCAGCCCAUGCCCUCCCCGUCAGAGGGCUCGCUAUCCUCGGGAGGCAUGGACCAAGGAAGUGACGCCCCAGCGAGGGACUAUGAUGGAGAGGACUCUGACUCUCCGAGGCAUUCCACGGCUUCCAACAGUUCCAACCUGAGCAGCCCUCCCAGCCCGGUGUCGCCCCGAAAGACCAAGAGCCUGUCUCUGGAGAGCACUGACCGCGGGAGCUGGGACCCGUGAGCGGCCUCCACGCUCAGACUGGACGGACGCCGAAGCAGUGGCCGCUCUGGGCUCCCCUCCACGUACCUUCUCCUCUCACUGUCCUCUCUUCCCCGACCUCUGCCUGAAAACGCCCAGGGCAGGCAGCAGUAGCCAAGGCGGGCAUUCAGGAACUCUGCCUCUAGGACUCGCAUCCACACCCCCUCAACUUAACAGCAACAACCAUAAAGGCAGACUUUCAUUGAGCAGCUUAGAUUAAUACCGAUUUCAUUUCAUACACUUAGCGUUGCUUUUCAGAAUAUUUCACCCCCCAAAAGGUAGCUUAAGUAGACAGAUUACACAAAUGUAAGCGAUAAGAAUAGGAUUAGACAGAUGUUGUUUUCACAGUAGAGCCUCGUUGUAGCCCUGAGACAGCAUGUGGGGCUCACCAGUGGGUCCCGGGCGCACUCCAAGCCCCUUCAGCACCACAGUGAAUGUCGACCUGAUCGUUGCCAGUAAAUCCCUGUUCCCUAGAACGAUGCAUAUUUUACUACAAGACAGAGUUUAAAUAAAUACACAAAUGUAGAGGUUAAAUACUGAAUGUAUAUAGUAAAAAGAAGCAUCUUGCAGUCAACGAAAGAUGGAUGCAUAUAUGAGAGAGUGAGAGAGAUCAUUUAAUUUAAAGAAAUGUGUUGUUUCUUGUCUGUUUUCCACCGAAGUAAUUAAAGGAUAGAAAGGCCUCAAGCUGAAGUUUACAGAGGGAGAGCAAGAGGAGUGAGAAUUCCCCUUAGUGCCAUUUCUCACACCGGUUGCAGUCACCUGGGAGCUUUAGGAAACGUUCCAAGGCUUUGGUUUCAUCGGUUUGGAGUGUGACCUGGGAGCCAGACUUUUAACAUUUGAAGCCUCUUCAGCAGCAUCGUUAAAAGGCAUUUCUUUUUCUAGCAGUAGAAUUUGAACCACACUUCUCCUUUAUUAUUAUAUUUUGAUAUUUUCUGGAGAUGAAUGUAGAAAUGCAGUUUUGUCAUCUUCUGGGUCCCUUCCAUCUGAAAGGACACAAGGAAUGUCAUAGUUUCUGAAGGUCCAUAAAAAGGUUCAUAAAAGUGCUUUUUUCCCUUGGCAUCCCCUCCCUCCCUGAACUGCAGUGAGGCAUCUGUCCCCCAGCUGAGCCGGCUUCCCAGGGAGGGGUCUGGUUUUUGAGGGGGGUGUGAGCUUCCCCAGAUAAGUCUGGGAAAGGAGUUUAAUUACCAAAUAAUGUAAAACCUCAAACGCAAGGACUUGAACAGCCUUAACCAAAUACUCUUUCCCACAGCCAGUGGGAGAUGGACGUGCUCAGCCCGGGCACAGGCAGGAGGUCCACCCAGCGUGGCCAUGGCCGUCUUGACUGCCUAAGCUUUUCCUCCCUCAGUUGCUAUACUGUGUUGUUAGUCACGUUUCCAUUUGGAUUCCUGCUGUUUUAAUUACUGCAAGGAAACGAGAUGCAGAACCAGGACUUGAUUUCUCCAGUCAUUUCACCAGUUAAGCACAUGAGUAGAGAAAGAGAUAGAAAUAAAGAUAUCUCAUGAAAGUAAAGAGAAUCUGCCUCUCUUUUACUUUUUAUCUAAAACUUGUCUGAGAAAUAGAAACAGAUUUCCUGCUCUCUCCUGUAAAACUCAGCUAAAAUGGAAGAGGUUUCCUGCAGUUGCUUGUCUGAAUUGCAUUGUUUGAGCACUGUCGUUUCACCCCGAUUUCACAUCCUUCUCCUCAGCAACAGCUGUGCCAGCCUUCCCACCACAGGCCACAGGGAGCUAGAGUAUUUCCAAGUUGAUGCCACUCUCUGGAGCAAGUCCCUGAGGUUCAGUGAUGGAAGAAAGGAUCCUGUUUGGGGAUUAUAUUGUAAAGUGUUACAAUAGAGAAUUUUUAAAUAAUAACAACUUUGGCAUUUAAACAUUCUGAACUUGGUGCUUGCUCAGAUUUGAUUAUGUUUUAAUUUGGAUGGCAUAAAUUACUGCAUAAUUCUAACCUAAAUCCUUUGCUUUUGGAAGAGGAGUAUCAUGUGAAAAUACUUUGUGCGUUCAGAUAUGCAGUCAGACCUUGAGUCUAGUUAUUACUAUGACUCUGGUAGCUCCUUAAAGCUUGGCACUUCCCAGGAGAGGAGGGAACCAGCCAGCCAGGUGCUGAGCACCUGUGGCCCGCUCUCCUCCAGACCCUCUCUCCCUGCUUCUUUCCUUCCCCCUCGCCUCUUCCUGCAUCCCUUUUCCCCCUUGAGAGGAGUCAGACCAGGCUGAGAUUCACAGGACUCCACACUAAGCCAUUAGUUUAUAGCUUUGACAACUAAGUUUCUGUUGCCUGUAGGUGCUUAUUUUUUAAAAGAUGCUUUUAGGAUCAAAACAUAACCAUGCCUGAAGUCUGGACUCCACUACAGUGAGUCAUUUCCCCAACAGGGCAGAUAAGAGAAGGGCUUGUCCUGGUUGCCAGGGUCCCUAGGAGAUGUAAUAUAAACCCAGUGGAUUGUGGGCGAGUAAUCUGAAAUGGCCUCAUCAGUAGUGAGCGAGCAGUACCAAAUGUGAAUAGUUUCCAGUAGUAGGGCUUUGGGGGAGAAACACUGCCAUGGGCAGUAACUUGGGCUGUGUUUUCCCAAGAUGAACAUUCUGCUGAGCGUAUCCCCAUUCUUAAAUAUGAAGCAGUUACCUUGAGAAGCUUCUUAAGAAGAAUGAUUUGGAAAGAUGGGGAAUGGGUUCUAGAGAAACAGAAAACAUAAUGAUCAUUGAAAGGGAUCAAUAAGAAAGAUCAUGAAACAGAUGUGAUAUUGCUGUUUGAAGUCAUCCUUUGUUUUCGGGCAGGACAUUCAAAGAAAUGUAUAUGACAGCAGGAACUCAAAUUGCUCUUAUCAGUAGAAAGGAAAAUGAAGAGGCAUUUCUGGCAUAGUCUAGAUGUAUUGGUAUUUGGUGCUAUCUAUGUUCGGCCAAUUUGUUGUCUACUCUUGAAUUCUGAUUAAUUUAAUCUUGCUAUGUGCUUUGGGUGUAUAAAAUUACAUACAUACAUAUAUAUAUUUCUUUUUGCCAAAAACAAAAGCCUUCCUCCUUGUCAAAUGCUUUCUAAAGCAGAUUUCACUUCUUUACUUACGUGUGUACACACACACACACACACACGCACACACACAUCCCUACACUUAGUGAUUUAUCUUCUUUCCCAGGGAGCACAGUUUUAAGGCUAUGAAAUACAACUUAAAAGGGCCCAUCUAUUUAGUUUUCCAAGCAAUUCUUGUACCCAAGCUUCAGGGAAGAAUCUGAAAUUCCUGUUAUGUUUACAGCAACAAUCUGUCAUUCCCCAGCUGGCUCUCAGCCUCCCUCUGCCUUCCAUAUGGUUAGAAUCAUGUCAUUUUGUUUCUUGGUGGCCACAUCUACUUCUGUGAAAGACCAGUUGCAUUUAUAUGGACUCUCAGGUAUCAUUAAAGAAAAGCCAGAGUAGGGGUGGGUGGACAUCCCUAAUCCCAGUUACAGCAGGGCCGUUUGCUGGCCUUUGGCCAUAAACACUGUGGUGCCCAGCUAAGCAGAGCCUUGUAAAGCUCAGCAUCCACUCUCUGGACAGAGGGGCAUUCUCAGCAGUGGCCAGACUUCACCACUGCCCCGGUCUGCUGGGCACAACAGGGAAAUAACUGGGCGCCUCGCUCCACAGCUCUCGCUGGCCCAGCCCCUGCAUUCAUUACAUAAGCCGCAUGGCAUUUCAAUGGGCCCAUCUUAAAACUUCUUUCCUUGUUAUGACUUUGUUACACAAGUCCAGUGUCCUCUGCAGGGUCCUGCUCCGUAAGAGGGCCUCGCUUCAGCUGGGGUCUGUUGUUUCAGCGCUGGCCAGCAGGCUGGGCGCUCCUCUCCCUUCCCAGGGACAACCGUUACACACAGAAACCAUUUCAUUUAUGGGGGAAAAUUGACGAAAACAAAUCAACCUUGAAAUUUCAUGAAAACAAAAUGACCUUUUUAUUUGAUAGUGUAAUACCAUUUAUUUUAUAAAUUUUUUAGGGUUUUUUCUCAUUGUAAUAUUAUUGUACAGUUUUGCAUGGCCUGGGUGUAAUCAUUUUUUUGUUUAGAAUAUAAUGCUGACAAAUAAGUGUGUAUGGAAGGGGAAAAGAUACUGCUUUGGCCUCUUAUCACUCCGUAUUUCAUUUUGUUUGGUUUUAUCCCCUCAGUGUCUUAGGGAACUUUAUAAGAGAUUCUCUGCUACCAAACAAUGGUGUGGAUUCUUUUGCACAGAAAUAUUUAAGGUGGGACAGUCAAAAAUGUAACAAAAGACUCCUCACCGAUAUUUUACGUUGGUAUCACAAUAUUAACCAGACUCUGAUGUAUUGCAAUAAAACAGGGAACUGUU